GGAACGUAUAACUUUCUCUUACUACCUGAAAACCUAUAAAGAAAGAUAAUAAAACUUGGAGAAAGCAAUUGGCGUUGGCCCAAAACUAUUAUAUGUUAAAAAGAAAUUCGACAAGUUCCAAAGAGUUUCAUAAAAUUUUCUUAGAGAUUACUUCUCCAAAGGUCAAAUCAUAAAUCAUAAAUUCAAAAUCCCUACCGAAAUCGUUUCUAUAUAUAAUAUCCUGUAUAAAGCAAAAUUCUAUAUAAAUCCGAAGAAUUAGUACAAAAUAAGUCAGUUCACGAUGAGUUUCCAAAGUAUGAAAACGAUUUUCUAUGUCACGUUCGUUCUGAUCGUAUGUCGCGAGUGUUAUAGUUAUUCGAGUGUAGUGAAAGUUCAUGUAAACAUUUCGACGAAUUACAAAAAUAAUAAUCAUGGAAUUUUGAAAGGAAAAAUCGCGGAACUUACGGAUGAAAAAAUUACAAACGAAGACACAAGAAUAACAGGCGGAGAAUACGCAAGAGAAAGACAAUUUCCUUUCAUCAGUGUCGUACAUCGACUCGUUGGUAAUGGAGUGAUCUCUCAAUGUGGCGGAAGUAUCCUAUCGAAACGAUGGGUAUUAACAGCAGGCCACUGUAUCGCAGAAUCGCCUCGUAGAUUUUUUCUCGUUUUCGGUAUUAUCAACAAAUCUGGUAUCAAAUACGAUAAAAAUAUUGGUCCUGGAAUUUCGAUGAUCACAACACGAGCGUAUCUUCAUCCAGGAUACAUACAAGUUAUCAAUGAUAUUGGAUUAUUAUAUAUGCCUAUUGACAUCCCUUUUACAAAUUCGAUUCAACCUAUUUCACUUGCUGGUUAUAACGAUCUAUACACGAAUUACAAACAUGCAACAGCAAUCGUUAUCGGAUGGGGUAAAGAGAGAGCCACUGGUUCCACUACUCAAGCUUUGAAAUAUGCUCGACUGUCGGUAAUUACUAACAGGGAAUGUAGAUUACAUUGGCAAAUAGACGAGAGAAAUAUUUGUACAGCGUUUGGUUCUGGUCAACACGCUUGCCAAGGUGAUAGCGGUGGUCCUCUUAUCGUACAAACUACGAAUAAACAAUAUAUUCAAAUUGGAAUUGUAAGUUAUGGAGAUGCUAAUUGUCCCAGCAAUAAACCUGGUGUAUUCACAAGAGUAGCUGCAUUCACCAGAUGGAUCAAAUGGAUCACUAAUAGAAUACGAUACUAAAUUACUUAUAUAUAUA
Molecule: messenger RNA, 1217 nt
Organism: Vespula pensylvanica (western yellowjacket)
Lineage: Eukaryota; Metazoa; Arthropoda; Insecta; Hymenoptera; Vespidae
Product: chymotrypsin-like protease CTRL-1
Exons: 4
Coding region: 281-1201 (306 amino acids)
Biological process (GO): proteolysis
Molecular function (GO): serine-type endopeptidase activity
Source: RefSeq, a predicted model, not a curated record